Messenger RNA from Diutina rugosa, 741 nucleotides. RefSeq lists its product as uncharacterized. The transcript has a single exon. The record is from RefSeq and is a predicted model, not a curated record. NCBI's taxonomy places the organism in Eukaryota, Fungi, Ascomycota, Pichiomycetes, Serinales, Debaryomycetaceae. The coding region runs from base 1 to 741 and encodes 246 amino acids.
AUGCCCCACUCCAGCAUACAAUCUUAUGUGAUCCCUGCUUCCGCUGUUGAACUGGUUUACUAUGAGUCCAUUACGCUAACGCAUCGGUUUCAAGUCCUUUUACAUAAACUUGAUAACGAAAAAGACCAGCGGGCCUUGACUAACUAUAUUAAAUGCGUUGGCAAAGUACACUUCAAGUACUUACAGAAUGCAAAGAUCUCGCCAACCUCGACAUUUCGGUUGAUCGAUUACAUCAAACAGUGUGAGGCGAAACAAGGCUUUCCGGAACCCUCUGUUGAGAUAAUUCUGAAGUUGCAACGUGAGCUCAAUGAGUUAAGCAGAAAUUUCCACUGGAAACUUGCAUCGAUUACAAAACCCGACAGCGCCUUGAUACACGACGACAUUGACGAAUAUAACCAACAAUGGUUGGCAUACGAAGACAGAUUUGAGGCAUUGAUGAACUCUCAUAAAGAAGCUGUGACAAAUCUUGUCUGUGGGCUUUAUGGAGUUGUUAGUGACGAAACUCUUCAAGAAUGUAUCAAAGCAUACGCUAAGCAGGAGUUACAAUUGCGAAACCGGAACGACAAUCUUGAGAAAGACUACUUGCAAGUAGCCUACGAAACGUUGAUAGGUGCUCGCAUUUCCGACGCUAUCCUCAAGGAAGCGCUGUUCUAUUUGAAGGAGGAAGUGAAUAAGAUCUGGCAAAAGGAGAUGGGGCUCGCGUCGUCUAAGCCGACGCUCACCCGCAGCCUAAGCUACUAA